AUGAUAUUAUAGGCUUAGAAAGGGCUGUUGUACGUUAUCUAUUGAUGUUUCUAAAGUUACAAUAGUACAUAACAUUUUAUUUUUUCAGUUAUAAUACUUUUCUGUUUCACAAAAAUGGGUCGUCGAUCUAUAAAUACCACUAAAAGUGGAAAGUAUAUGAAUCCAUCAGAUCAAGCAAGAAAAGAGGCCAGGAAAAGGGAACUGAAGAAGAACAAAAAACAAAGACAGCUGGUGAGAGCGGCAGUGUUAAAAGGAAAGGACCCUCAUCAGCUAAUAAUGGACAUGGAGAAAAUAGAUGAAAUGGAGUUUAAUCUGGCACAUCCUCCACCACUGAACGAGAAGGUUCUACGGGACAAGAGGAAGAAACUAAAAGAGACUUGGGACAGAGUUUUAAGAUUAUAUCAAAAAGAAGACCCAGACAGAUGGACAGACUUGAGAAAAAUGGAGAUAGAUUAUGAUAAACGUAGAAAUCAACUGAUUAAAUACUUUGAGUCUGUAAAAUAUGCUCAACAAGUGCAAGUGGAAGAAAUCCCUUUACCUUCUGCACCCAGCAUGCCAUUUGUUGUUCCUGCACAGAUUCCUCUGCCAAAUGAAAUUCCACUUCCAUCUGCUCACUUGCACCAGCCUCAAUCAAUUCUGAAGAGGUCCUCUGCUUUUGAUCAAAGAGAAAAGCAUGUUUUUCUAAGCAAAAAGAGAGUGCCUCCUGGUGUACCUCCUGGUCCUCCUCCUGAACUAUCUGAUGAUGAAGAAGAUCCUUAUGAUCCAGAAGAAGAACCUCUGAUUGACCAUGUGGAUCCUCUAGAAGAUAUUGAAUCUGAGAAACCAUUUAGAGGGAGAAAGAUACGGUUUGCUGAUGAAGAGGAAGAUGAUCACAUGGAUGAUGGUCCUCCUGGUGAGGAAAAGAAAGUUGAACAAAGUACAGAAGAUAAAGAGGAUGAAGACGGUGAUACCCUUCAGCCAACACCACUUCAAGCCAAAAUGCUAGCCAUGGCUGGAACAGAUAUUUCAGAAUUUUUGAAAGAGCUGGAAGCAGUACACAAAGAAAGAAGCCGUGUUAAAAAUUCUACACCAGAAAAUCUAAAGAAACACACCAUAGAAGAUGGUAAAGAAGAAGAAGAAGAAAACAUAGAUGAGGCUGAUGAACAUCAUGAAGAAAUUCCAACUUCUAUUCCUGCUGUUCCUGUAACCUCAGCACUUCCUCCUGGUCCACCUCCAGGAUUACCACCUGGACCACCACCUAUGAUAUUCCGCCCACCUCCACUUCGACCUGGUCUUGGACCACCACCACGACUAGGGCCACCAGGUAUUCCUCCUCCUCCACAUAGCCGACCUGUCCUUCCUCCAGGACCCCCACCAGGUCCACCUCCACGAGUUGGAACUUUACCACCACGGUUACCCCCUGGUCCUCCCCCAGGGAUUCCUCCACUGCGGCUGGUACGACCUCCUCCAAAUCUCCCACCACCACCUGGUGUUCCCUUACCCGGUAUUCCACUUCCUAGUGGGCCUCCACCAUCUAUUGUUACAACAACAUCCAAUCCAAAUGUUGUAAGUGCACCACCUAGUCUUAUCCAGAGACCCAAGAUUUCCUUGUUGACAGAAGAGGAGAAAAAGAGCUCAGCUACUAUUGAAGCCAAACCACAGAUACGUAACCUAAGUGUGGACAUUACACGUUUUACACCGAUUGCCUUGAGAAUAAAACGAGAAGCCAGAAAGGGCCAAGGAAAGGGUCAUCAAAUUGGAGAAGCAACAAAAGAAUCCCAGUUGAUUAAUGCUUUGAGGGCACCUUCAGUUACAGCACCCACAAAAGAUGAUGCUUAUGAACAAUUCAUGAAAGAAAUGGAGGGAUUACUAUGAAAAAGGGGAGAGAACCUCAUUUUGUAAAAUAGUUGUAUGUGUUGAUAUUUUGUGUGAAUUGACAUGAACAUUUCAGUGCCUAUUCAGAGUAAAUGUUUUUUUUUGUUUUUUCUGCUAUGGCUAAUUUUCAUACCACUGUUGUUUUGAUCAGUCUGUAAGCCUAACAAUAAUUAGAUAAUGUUUUUAAUGUCAUACUUCUGUUAAAAAACAUUUCUGGCAAUAAAAUUAAAAUUUGAAUAUAUUGCUGAAAAUGUUUUCUUUCUUGAUAGAUCACUUACCAAAUGAACUGCAAAAUGGAUUCUGUUAGAACUAAGGAUCCAUCUAACUUAAACAAGUGAUUUCAAAAUGGUUUGUGUUAGAACUAAGGAUCCAUCUAACUUAGGCAAGUGAUUUCAAAAUGAUUUGUGUUAGAACUGAUGAUCCAUCUAUCUUAG
Limulus polyphemus (Atlantic horseshoe crab) is the source of this 2288-nucleotide messenger RNA. RefSeq names its product WW domain-binding protein 11-like. The record is from RefSeq and is a predicted model, not a curated record. Lineage: Eukaryota; Metazoa; Arthropoda; Merostomata; Xiphosura; Limulidae. The transcript is spliced from 14 exons. Bases 115 to 1854 code for a protein of 579 amino acids. Gene Ontology annotation, cellular component: spliceosomal complex. Gene Ontology annotation, biological process: mRNA cis splicing, via spliceosome.